Chinchilla lanigera (long-tailed chinchilla) is the source of this 4976-nucleotide messenger RNA. RefSeq names its product low density lipoprotein receptor-related protein 5 (gene Lrp5). Bases 402 to 4772 code for a protein of 1456 amino acids. The transcript is spliced from 22 exons. Lineage: Eukaryota; Metazoa; Chordata; Mammalia; Rodentia; Chinchillidae. Gene Ontology annotation, molecular function: protein binding. The record is from RefSeq and is a predicted model, not a curated record.
CCUCGCCCCUCCUGCUGUUUGCCAACCGCCGGGACGUGCGGCUGGUGGAUGCCGGCGGAGUCAAACUGGAGUCCACCAUUGUGGUCAGCGGGCUGGAAGACGCAGCCGCCGUGGACUUCCAGUUCUCCAAAGGUGCCGUGUACUGGACAGAUGUGAGCGAGGAGGCCAUCAAGCAGACCUACCUGAACCAGACAGGGGUGGCCACACAGAAUGUCAUCGUCUCCGGCCUGGUCUCACCUGAUGGCCUGGCCUGUGACUGGGUGGGCAAAAAGCUGUACUGGACAGACUCGGAGACCAACCGCAUCGAGGUGGCCAACCUCAACGGCACGUCGCGCAAGGUGCUGUUCUGGCAGGACCUGGACCAGCCGAGGGCCAUCGCCCUGGACCCUGCUCAUGGGUACAUGUACUGGACAGACUGGGGGGAGACGCCCCGGAUUGAGCGGGCUGGGAUGGACGGCAGCACCCGGAAAAUCAUUGUGGACUCAGAAAUUUACUGGCCCAACGGGCUGACCAUCGAUCUGGAGGAGCAGAAGCUCUACUGGGCCGACGCAAAGCUCAGCUUCAUCCAUCGUGCCAACCUGGACGGCUCAUUCAGGCAGAAGGUGGUAGAAGGCAGCCUGACGCACCCCUUCGCCCUGACGCUGUCUGGGGACACGUUAUACUGGACAGACUGGCAAACCCGCUCCAUUCACGCAUGUAAUAAGAGGACUGGCGAGAAGAGGAAGGAGAUCCUCAGCGCGCUCUACUCACCCAUGGACAUCCAGGUGCUCAGCCAGGAGCGGCAACCUUCCUUCCACACGAGAUGUGAGGAGGACAAUGGUGGCUGCUCUCACCUAUGCCUGCUGUCCCCGAGGGAGCCUUUCUAUACCUGCGCCUGCCCCACCGGCGUGCAGCUCCAGGACAAUGGCAGGACGUGUAAGGCAGGGGCUGAGGAGGUGCUGCUGCUGGCCCGGCGCACGGACCUGCGGAGGAUCUCUCUGGACACACCAGACUUCACAGACAUUGUGCUUCAGGUGGAUGACAUCCGGCACGCCAUUGCCAUUGACUAUGAUCCGUUGGAGGGCCACGUCUACUGGACGGAUGAUGAGGUGCGGGCCAUCCGCAGGGCACGGUUGGAUGGGUCGGGGGCGCAGACACUGGUGAACACUGAGAUCAACGACCCCGAUGGCAUUGCUGUGGACUGGGUGGCCCGCAACCUCUACUGGACCGACACGGGCACUGACCGCAUCGAGGUGACGCGGCUCAACGGCACCUCCCGCAAGAUCCUGGUGUCUGAGGACCUGGACGAGCCCCGGGCUAUCGUACUGCAUCCUGUGAUGGGCCUCAUGUACUGGACAGACUGGGGGGAGAACCCCAAAAUCGAGUGUGCCAACCUGGACGGGCGGGAGCGGCAUGUCCUGGUGAACACCUCCCUCGGGUGGCCCAAUGGCUUGGCCCUGGACCUGCAGGAGGGCAAGUUGUACUGGGGAGAUGCCAAGACAGACAAAAUUGAGGUGAUCAACAUGGAUGGGACCAAGAGACGGACUCUCCUGGAGGACAAGCUUCCGCACAUCUUCGGGUUCACACUACUGGGGGACUUCAUCUACUGGACUGACUGGCAACGGCGCAGCAUCGAGCGGGUGCACAAGGUCAAGGCGAGCAGGGAUGUCAUCAUUGAUCAGCUGCCCGACCUGAUGGGGCUCAAAGCCGUGAAUGUGGCCAAGGUCAUUGGAACAAACCCAUGUGCUGAUGGGAACGGGGGGUGCAGCCACCUGUGCUUUUUCACGCCCCGCGCCACCAAGUGCGGCUGCCCCAUCGGCCUGGAGCUGCUGAGCGACAUGAAGACCUGCAUAGUCCCCGAGGCCUUCCUGGUGUUCACCAGCCGGGCUGCCAUCCACAGGAUCUCCCUGGAGACCAACAACAACGACGUGGCUAUCCCUCUCACUGGCGUCAAGGAGGCCUCUGCGCUUGACUUUGACGUGUCCAACAAUCACAUCUACUGGACAGAUGUGAGCCUGAAGACCAUCAGCCGAGCAUUUAUGAAUGGGAGCUCCGUGGAGCAUGUGAUCGAGUUCGGCCUGGACUACCCCGAAGGCAUGGCCGUGGACUGGAUGGGCAAGAACCUCUACUGGGCUGACACUGGGACCAACAGGAUCGAGGUGGCCCGGCUGGAUGGGCAGUUCCGGCAGGUCCUUGUGUGGAGGGACUUGGACAACCCUAGGUCACUGGCCCUGGAUCCCACCAAAGGCUACAUCUAUUGGACAGAGUGGGGGGGCAAGCCAAGAAUCGUGCGGGCCUUCAUGGACGGGACCAACUGCAUGACACUGGUGGACAAAGUGGGCCGGGCCAAUGACCUCACCAUUGACUAUGCUGACCAGCGUCUCUACUGGACUGACCUGGACACCAAUAUGAUUGAGUCAUCCAAUAUGUUGGGUCAGGAGCGGGUGGUGAUUGCCGACGACCUGCCGCACCCCUUUGGCCUGACGCAGUACAGUGAUUACAUCUACUGGACCGACUGGAAUCUGCACAGCAUUGAGCGGGCUGACAAGACCAGUGGCCGCAACCGCACCCUUGUCCAGGGCCACCUGGACUUUGUGAUGGACAUCCUUGUGUUCCACUCUUCCCGCCAGGACGGCCUCAAUGACUGCGUGCACAACAACGGCCAGUGCGGGCAGCUCUGCCUUGCCAUUCCUGGUGGCCACCGCUGUGGCUGUGCCUCGCACUACACCCUGGACCCCAGCAGUCGUAACUGCAGCCCACCCUCCACCUUCUUGCUGUUCAGCCAGAAAUGUGCAAUCAGCCGGAUGAUCCCUGAUGACCAGCACAGCCCAGACCUCAUCCUGCCUUUGCACGGCCUGAGGAAUGUCAAGGCCAUCGACUACGACCCGCUGGACAAGUUCAUCUACUGGGUGGAUGGGCGCCAAAACAUCAAGCGAGCCAAGGAUGACGGUUCCCAGGCAGGUGCACUCAUAAGACGGGCCUUUGUUCUGACCUCUCCGGGCCAAAGUCCAGACAGGCAGCCGCACGACCUCAGCAUCGACAUCUAUAGCCGGACAUUGUUCUGGACUUGUGAGGCCACCAACACCAUCAAUGUCCACCGGCUAGAUGGGGACGCCAUGGGUGUGGUGCUCCGGGGGGACCGAGACAAGCCAAGAGCCAUCACAGUCAAUGCCGAGCGAGGGUAUCUGUACUUUACCAACAUGCAGGACCGGGCAGCUAAGAUCGAGCGUGCAGCCCUGGAUGGCACAGAGCGCGAGGUCCUCUUCACCACGGGCCUCAUCCGUCCUGUGGCCCUCGUGGUGGACAAUGCUCUGGGCAAGCUCUUCUGGGUAGACGCAGACCUAAAGCGCAUUGAGAGCUGUGACCUGUCAGGGGCCAACCGCCUGACCCUGGAGGACGCAAGCAUCGUGCAGCCCGUGGGCCUGACAGUGCUUGGGCGGCAUCUCUACUGGAUAGACCGCCAGCAGCAGAUGAUCGAGCGUGUGGAGAAGACCACAGGGGACAAGCGGACUCGCAUCCAAGGCCGUGUUGCCCACCUCACAGGCAUCCACGCCGUGGAAGAAGUCAACUUGGAGGAGUUCUCGGCCCACCCCUGCGCCCGAGACAACGGUGGCUGCUCCCACAUCUGCAUUGCCAAGGGUGACGGGACACCACGGUGCUCAUGCCCGGUCCACCUUGUACUCCUGCAGAACUUGCUGACCUGUGGCGAGCCUCCCACCUGCUCCCCCGACCAGUUUGCGUGCUCCACUGGUGAGAUUGACUGCAUCCCUGGGGCCUGGCGCUGCGAUGGCUUCCCUGAGUGCGACGACCAGAGUGAUGAGGAGGGCUGCCCCGUGUGCUCGGCCGCCCAGUUCCCCUGCGCACGCGGCCAGUGUGUGGACCUGCGUCUGCGGUGUGAUGGCGAGGCCGACUGCCAGGACCGCUCUGAUGAGGCUGACUGUGAUGCUGUCUGCCUGCCCAACCAGUUCCGGUGUGCCAGCGGCCAGUGCGUCCCCAUCAGGCAGCAGUGCGACUCCUUCCCUGACUGCGUGGAUGGCUCCGAUGAGCUCAUGUGCGAAAUUACGAAGCCGCCCUCUGACGAGACCCCCGCCCACAGCAGCGCCAUCGGGCCUGUCAUCGGGAUCAUCCUCUCGCUCUUCGUCAUGGGUGGAGUCUAUUUCGUGUGCCAGCGUGUGGUGUGCCAGCGCUACGCAGGGGCCAACGGACCCUUCCCGCAUGAGUACGUCAGCGGAACCCCCCAUGUGCCCCUCAAUUUCAUAGCCCCGGGUGGCUCACAGCAUGGUCCUUUCCCAGGCAUCUCCUGCAGCAAGUCCAUGAUGAGCUCUGUGAGCCUAAUGGGGGGCCGGAGUGGUGUGCCCCUCUAUGACCGGAACCACGUGACUGGGGCCUCGUCAAGCAGCUCGUCCAGCACAAAAGCCACGCUGUACCCACCGAUCCUGAACCCGCCACCUUCCCCGGCCACGGACCCCUCCCUGUACAACAUGGACAUGUUCUACUCUUCAAACAUUCCAGCCGCCACCAGACCGUACAGGCCCUAUAUCAUUCGAGGCAUGGCACCACCAACGACGCCCUGCAGCACAGAUGUGUGUGACAGCGACUAUAGCGCCAGCCGUUGGAAGGCCAGCAAGUACUAUCUGGAUUUGAACUCAGACUCAGACCCCUACCCACCCCCACCCACACCCCACAGCCAGUACCUGUCGGCGGAGGACAGCUGCCCGCCCUCGCCUGUCACUGAGCGGAGCUACUGCCACCUCUUCCCGCCCCCGCCGUCCCCCUGCACGGACUCAUCCUGACCUCGGCCGGCCCACCCCGGCCUCUCUGCGCCCCUGUAAAUAUUUUUAAAUAUGAACAAAGAAAAAAAUAUAUUUUAUGAUUUAAAAAAAUAAAUAUAAUUGGGAUUUUAAAAACACGAGAAAUGUGAACAGUGAUGGGGGUGGGAGGGCUGGGAAAACUUUGUACAGUGGAGAAAAUAUUUAUAAACUUAAUUUUUUUUUUAA